This is a messenger RNA of Didymella exigua CBS 183.55, 312 nucleotides long. Its product is annotated as chaperonin Cpn10. Gene Ontology annotation, molecular function: protein folding chaperone; protein-folding chaperone binding; ATP binding. Lineage: Eukaryota; Fungi; Ascomycota; Dothideomycetes; Pleosporales; Didymellaceae. Gene Ontology annotation, cellular component: mitochondrial matrix. The record is from RefSeq and is a predicted model, not a curated record. The coding region runs from base 1 to 312 and encodes 103 amino acids. The transcript is spliced from 3 exons.
AUGUCUGCCCUCAAGUCCAUCCGCUCCCUCGCUCCCCUUCUCGACCGCGUCCUCGUCCAGCGCAUGAAGCCCGAGGCCAAGACCGCAACCGGCAUCUUUCUGCCCGAGACCGCCGUCAAGGAGCUGAACGAGGCCAAGGUCCUCGCUGUCGGCCCCGGCGCGUUCGACAAGUCUGGCAACCGCGUAGCCGUCAGCGUGCAGCCCGGCGACAAGGUGCUGAUCCCUCAGUUCGGCGGCAGCCCCAUCAAGGUCGGCGAGGAGGAGUACAGCUUAUUCAGGGACCACGAGCUCCUUGCCAAGAUCAACGAGUAA